AUGUCUGCCAUUGCCAUCAUACCGGGAGCGGGAGCUGCAAGGCUUGCAGUGGGCCGUCGGGCGCCUUUCAAGAGCGGCGUGUCGGUGACUGUCUCUGCUCGUGCGGCCACUUCCAAGGCUUACAUCUGUGUUGACUGCGGCUACAUCUACGAUGGAAGCGAUGGAGCUUUUGAAAAGCUUCCCAACAGCUACAGGUGCCCCGUCUGCUCGGCGCCAAAACGCCGAUUUAAGCCCUACACUGGCGGCACCGGGCGCAACGACGCCAAGAGCAUGAAUGCCCGCUACGACAAGCUGCAGCGGGGCGAGGGCCUGGCCAAGGGCGGCGGCGGCGACAACAGCGGCCUGCUGGUUGGCGUCGCUGCGGGCGCUGUGGCCCUGGCUGGGCUGUACCUGUACCUGUCCAGCGUAUACAACUGA
Messenger RNA from Chlorella variabilis, 417 nucleotides. RefSeq lists its product as hypothetical. The transcript has 3 exons. Lineage: Eukaryota; Viridiplantae; Chlorophyta; Trebouxiophyceae; Chlorellales; Chlorellaceae. The record is from RefSeq and is a predicted model, not a curated record. Gene Ontology annotation, molecular function: iron ion binding. Bases 1 to 417 code for a protein of 138 amino acids.